Drosophila rhopaloa is the source of this 1755-nucleotide messenger RNA. RefSeq names its product membrane-associated tyrosine- and threonine-specific cdc2-inhibitory kinase. Gene Ontology annotation, biological process: protein phosphorylation. Gene Ontology annotation, molecular function: ATP binding; protein kinase activity. The transcript has 4 exons. The record is from RefSeq and is a predicted model, not a curated record. Bases 43 to 1647 code for a protein of 534 amino acids. Lineage: Eukaryota; Metazoa; Arthropoda; Insecta; Diptera; Drosophilidae.
ACUGCGCCACACUCAUUAAAAGACACCCAAAUUGAAAAUAAAAUGGAAAAGCAUCGCUUACCUCUUCCGGAACUGCACGACGAUAAACACAGACACAAACAGUGCAACGGCGAUAACAGCAACCGCUUCCGUCCACCGAAAUACAAGACGCGCGGCUAUGUCGCGGUGGACAACAACAAUCUGAACCGGAGCCAAUCGCUGGGCUCCUGCAGCGCCAACAGUUCGCAGGUAGCCCACGCCAUCUCCUUCCGGGGAUUGGAGUGCCCGGACGCGAGUACUCUGCCACUUUCUCCAGUGCCUCUAGAACGGAGCGAAAGGAACAGCCACUUUGAGCAGUGCUUCGAGCGGCUAGCAAAACUGGGCGAGGGAUCCUUCGGCGAGGUGUUCAAGGUGCGAGAUCGUUCUGAUGGUCGGUUCUACGCCGUUAAGAUCUCAAAGCAGCUGUUCCGUGGCGAACAGUACCGUGCCGAGCGACUAGAGGAGGUCCGGCGGUACGAAGAGUUCUCCGGCCACGAGAACUGUAUUCGAUUCAUCCGCGCCUGGGAGCAAUAUGACCGGCUGUACAUGCAAAUGGAACUGUGUCGCGAAAGCCUAGAGCAGUACUUGCUGAGGUGCCAAAGGAUUCCCGAGGAGCGCAUCUGGCACAUCCUGCUGGAUCUGCUAAGGGGCCUGAAAUCACUACACGACCGAAAUCUCAUCCAUCUGGACAUUAAGCUGGAUAAUGUGCUAAUCGGCGAGGAUGACGAGACAUGUAAGCUGGCGGACUUUGGCUUGGUCAUCGAUGUGGACAGGGCCAAUAGCCAUCAUGCCACAGAGGGCGAUUCCAGGUACAUGGCCCCGGAGAUUCUGCAGGGUCACUUCUCCAAGGCAGCGGAUAUCUUCAGCCUGGGCAUCGCCAUGCUGGAGCUGGCAUGCUACAUGGAUCUGCCCUCGAAUGGGCCACUAUGGCAUGAACUUAGGAACGGCAUCCUGCCCGAGGAGUUCAUAAACAAAAUAUCCCUGGAGCUGCAGUCGGUGAUAAAGUCCAUGAUGAUGCCCGAUCCCGCCCGGAGACCAACAGCAGAUCAACUUCUCUCACAUCCCAAGCUGCAGCACCUGCAACAGAAGCGCAAGUCGCUGAUGAACCUCAGUAUGCUGUCACGGAGCUUUCGGCGAUCUCGUCGCGCCGUCUGGGGAAGAAUGUGCAAUUGGAAAACGUCAGCCUUCCGUUAUCUGCUAUAUUUCCUGGAGGUCCUGCAUUUAUGUAAGCCCAUCGGCCCCUCGCAGCCCAGCAUCAACCUAGAUCCUAACUCGCCUUCGUCAAAAGAAGUGCCUCUGGUGCCUAGGGUGGAGUUCCAGCUGGUAGGAUCAACGCCCAUUGCCAAUCGUGACUGUUACGCCUCCGAUUUUCCAUUUGGCGAAGAUCCACUGGAGCUGUCUCAUCAGGGUUCCCCCAACGUAAUAAAUUCCACGCCACUAAACACUAAUCAAGGAAAAUCUCGCAUGGAAUUGCUUGGAAAGAAUCUGGACUCCUUUGGCAGGUAUCCAAAGAUGCCUGAUUUCGAAAGUCUGAACAGUCCCUGCUCCGCCCUGUCUUCCCCAAAGGUACUCGACACCUCCUCUUUCCGCCGCAAAAAGCUGUUCGUUAUGGAAUUUGACGACGAGUGAAUACGAAGGCACCGAGAAAUUGAAACCCAAUGAAUUUAUCAUACAAAUAAUAUACAUAUAUCAGUUACGUAACAAAUACCAGAUACAUAUGGCAACCGAAUAUAUCGU